GAAGGUUUUGAGGUGGUUAAUUUGAAAUAAUACGGCCAGGACGAAGAAUCGAUUUGAAAUCGUUACACCGGGACUGAUGUUGAAACUAGAUCUAGAGUUAGUUCCCCUGUCAGUUAAUUGUUCAGUUUUCCUAAUUAAUUAACACCUGACGUUUCAGUCACACCUGUAUUACUUGACAAGUCUCCCUGUAUUUAAGGGAAUCGAAUGAAAUUUAGAUUAAAGGUGUAAUGUAAUAGGUACAACAUAAAGCGUAUUAUGACAUCUCUACACUGGCUCUGUAUUAAUAUAGCAUCGGAUGACAUUGACAGAAGAGAAUUCUGAACUUCAGAUGUAUUGACAUUUUCAACAUUUCAAUAUUAAGGGGAAAUAUUCUACAGAACAGAUAUAACCCUCUUUAUAUAAAUCUAUGGUGAAUUAUUGUGAAAUAUUUUCUCUCAGCUGAGAUUAACAGGGAAAUUCUCCUUAUGAAACUGUCUUCAAUGUAUAUGACAUUUAUUUGUGUUGAAAUAAAUUCGCAAAGUAGAUAAGAACAUCUUUAGGCAUCAACAAGGAUUAAAUUUACUGGGAAUAUAGCAGCAGAAUUAUUUGUUAUAUUUAAACUUGAGGUACAAACAAGAAAAAUAACCAUGUGGCAAUAGAAAAAUAGCAGAAAAAGGAACUAUUUAACAAGCUUGAAGUGAAUUAUAUUUUGCUGAAGAAGUUCUGAAAGAGAUAAGAAUAUUGUUGUAUAAUCGUACAACCUGUAAAUUGCUACUCUUUGAAAAAACGUAACAUCUCAACUUGCAGAUGCAGUUGUACAGAAAGGAGACCGACCAACUUUGGUAUUUGUAGUAUAUUGUUCUCUCGGUAACGUAACUUAACUAUGCCUAAAUAUAUUCAUAAAGCAGAGCAACCUUUUCGCUGUGAUAUAUGCGGUAAAACUUUUGCCCAUGCUGGAAACUUCACUAUUCACAGUCGGACUCAUACAGGUGAGAAACCAUUUCGUUGCGAUAUCUGUGGUAAAUCAUUUAUUCAUACAGGUCAGUUGAAUAUUCACAAACGAGUUCAUACAGGAGAAAAGCCAUUUCGCUGUGAUAUCUGUGGUAAAUCAUUUAUCCAUACAGGACAACUAUCUAUUCACCAACGUAUUCAUACUGGCAAGAAGCCAUUUCGCUGUGAUAUCUGUGGUAAAUCAUUUCCUUAUAAAGACAGCUUAACUACUCACAACCGUACACAUACAGGAGAGAAGCCAUUCCAUUGUGAUUUCUGUGGUAAAUCAUUCUCUCAUGUAAAUAGCUUGACUUUACACAAAAAGCUUCAUACAGGAGAGAAGCCUUUUUGCUGUGAUAUCUGUGGUAAAUCAUUCUCCUGUAAAGGUACAUUAACCAGCCACAAACUGUCUCAUACGGGAGAAAAGCCAUUUAGCUGUGAUGUCUGUCAUAAAACAUUUUCCCGUAAAGGUACAUUAACUACCCACAAACGGAUUCAUAGAGGAGAAAAAUCAUAUUGUGAUAUCUGUGGAAAAUCAUUCUCUCAUCCAUACAGUGUAAUUGUUCACAAACGGAUUCAUACCAAAGAGAAACCAUACCGCUGUGAUAUUUGUGGUAAAUCAUUUACCCGUGGAGAUAUCUUAACUGUUCACAAACAGGUUCAUACAGGAAAGAAACAUGAGUGUGAUAUCUGUAAUGAAUCAUUAUCUGUAAGUGGUGACUUAACUGAACACAAAUAUACUCCUGAAAAGGAGAAACCAGAUGAUUGCAACAUCGAAUGUAUUCAUGAAAGCGAGAAACCAUACCGCUGUGAUAUAUGUGGUAAAUCUUUUACUCAGAAUGGUGGCUUGACUGUUCACAGACGUAUUCAUACAGGAGAAAAGCAAUAUCGCUGUGAUAUCUGUGGUAAGUUAUUACCUCACAAAAGUGCCUUAACUACGCACAAACGCAUUCAUACAGGAGAAAAACCAUAUCGCUGCGACAUAUGUGGUAAAUCCUUCUCUCAGAGAGGGGACUUAAAUAAACACAAAUAUAUUCAUACUGGAGAGAAACUAUUUCGCUGUGCUGUCUGUGGUAAAUCAUUUUCCCAAAGUAGUAACUUAAGCACACACAAACGGAUUCAUACCCGAGGGAAGUGAUAUCUGUGGCAUAUUCUCUUCAAAUCAUUACUUAGCUGAGCAUAAGUGCAUCGACACAUGAGUAAAACCAUUUCACUGUGAUAUCUUGUAAAUCAUUCUCUCAGAUGGAACUGAGAAACAAAUUUAUUCAUAGAAGAGAAAAGCCUAAUAUCUGAUAUUUGUGGUUAAUCAUUCUCUCCUAAUAAAUAUGUUUCUUUACUAUACAGGUGUUUAUUCAAACAGAAGAAUAAAAACUGUAUCGUCCAAAGUCUGCAAUAACAAUCUUGAAAUAUUUAAUAUUAUAUUAAAAAGUGAUGAAUUGACUCAGUAAUUUCAGUGUCAGACAAAAUAUGUGAACGUGACCUGGGUGUUAUUGUCGACAGUGAUUUGCGUUGGACAAAACACAUCGCUAAAAUUGUCAAGAAGGCUGAGGGUGUCUUGGCAUCACUCACCAAAUCCUUUGUGAGCCG
Molecule: messenger RNA, 2556 nt
Organism: Octopus sinensis (East Asian common octopus)
Lineage: Eukaryota; Metazoa; Mollusca; Cephalopoda; Octopoda; Octopodidae
Product: zinc finger protein 726-like
Exons: 2
Coding region: 863-2107 (414 amino acids)
Biological process (GO): regulation of transcription by RNA polymerase II
Molecular function (GO): DNA-binding transcription factor activity, RNA polymerase II-specific; RNA polymerase II cis-regulatory region sequence-specific DNA binding
Source: RefSeq, a predicted model, not a curated record